UUAUUAUAAAACGAUUUUGACCGGGUUCCACUGCAGAGAGAUUUCUGUUGUGGUGGUUCUUUUAUAUUUUUCAUUAUUAAUAAAUGUGUAUUGGCGCAUUAUAGUUGCUGAUAAUAAACUUCAAACUGUCUUCAUUUAAGAACCAUGUAGAUAAAAAUACAAGUGAUGCACAUCUAAGCGGCUGUUAACUUUUUAUCUUAAAUUCGACUGAUAUUAAACUAGCAUUUUGAAUGGUUUAUUACUGAAUCCAGUAGAGAUAUUAAACCAAUAUUGAAGCCGCAUAACAUCAAAUCAUUUGAUCGACAGACAGCGUCAGUGUUAGCACGGAAUAAUCGGAUAUACCAAUUUUACAGAUAUUGCAAGCGACGUUUAAAAGAUCCCUCAUGAUGGAAGGUAACUGGUCUUUAAACGGCAGUGCCAAUUUAAGUUUGAAUUCAAUGCACGAACAAGAUAGAAAUUCUUCGGGACAAUCAACAGCAAAUUGGUACGACCUUUAUUACGAAGAAUAUAAUGAAUUAGACAAUACGUAUACUGUUACUUCCGUGGAUGUGAUUUCCAUUGUUCUUUGUAUUUUAGGCAUUGUUGCAAACAUUGUGUCUAUUAAUAUGGUAAUACGAUUACAUCAGAAGUUGUCCACACAUUUAAAACUGAUCAUAAGUUUAUGUUGCUCAGACUGUUUAAUCCUGAUUCCAACUUUUCUCAGCAAAGUAUUUCUCAUGACACAUGAAAUAAAUCUUUGCUUUAAUGUUGCUGUGCGACUGGUAACAGACCUGGCUCUAUUAGCAACAUUGUUAAAUCUUCUUGCAAUUGCAGCGGAUCAUUAUCUGGCCAUACUCAGACCGUUGAUGUAUAAAAAGCAAAUGACAAAUAUUCGUGGUAUGAUCGCUGUAUUGGUAAUUUGGUUCGUGAGUGUUUUAGCAAUUGCGGUUGAAAUAAUUAUGGGUAUUGCACACCAACGAGAAAUGGAACCUCUGUGUGAAGCAAUUGCGUAUGAUAAAGUAAAUUCUGAGCUUGGAAUAGUGAUUUUCAUCUUCAUCGUCUUGUUGGUGAUUUUUGUGAUUUAUGGUAGGAUCUACAUCUGUGUUGUCAGAAACAGAUCUAUACAUAGCGAGACGAGACAUCGGCAAAAAGAAACAAGUAACAUUAAGGCCUUAGUAACGACAUCGCUGUUCGUUUUGACAUUUGUAUUCUUCUGGACACCGAUUGGAAUAUUCAACGUUUACUUAUACAACAAAGAUAACAUGUAUAUAUUGAACAAUCUAGAGAAAAUCGAACAAAUUGGUGAUAUUUUGUAUGUAAUUUUGUUAUUAAAUGCCAUUGCAGAUCCAAUCAUCUACACGUUUCGCCUGCCACAAAUACAAAGAAAAUGUUUUAUAUUUCGUACAACCAUGAGGCGACAGUCUACGAAAACGAGUACAUUGACAUCUGAAUUACAAGAUUUGAAGAAGCCCCUAAGGUGAUAAUUAAAUGCUUAUUCUUGUUUUAUCGCUGUCGUUCAAACACGUUUAGUGCCAUUUAUCAUAGAUAAUUAUCAUGCAUUUGAUAUCUUGUUUAUACCUCAUUUUAUCAAAAGAAUAAUCUUUAUGUUUCUUAUGAAAGCUAUAUUGUCCUGAUUUGUACUUAUUUUAAAAUGUUAGUGUAACUAUUUUCUAGAAAUUUACAAUUCAAUUUGCCAGAUUUUUUUGUAAAAAUUGUUAAAGAAAUGCAAAUUCUUUAUUUAAGACAUUUGUUGAAAAGUUAUCUGUAUAAUUUAUUACUUUUCGGUCAAGAACUUUGGGUACUCAGAAAAAAAAACAACAUUAAUUUAUUUUUAAUUUUUAUUUUUUAUAUUUUCUUGUUCAAUUUGUAUAUAGAAAAAUCUGUAUUUAGAUUCCUAUAUACGUAAAGAUAUUUUUUAAUGAAGCUUGCUGAAAUAUCUUUAACUUUUGAACACCAAUCCUUCAUAACUGAGGAUUUCACUAAAAUCUGAUCAUAGCUUAUGUAUUAAACAUGAUAGUUUGUGAUCGGCACGUAAACCACUGAUGAAAUGACAUUUUUUAAAGACGACGAAAAUAGUUAAAAAACUAUAUAUAGUAAACUUACUAAACGAAGAUUACUGUCGAAUAUUUAAUGUUAAGCAAUAUACUUUUAUGUACCAAAAGUAUGAGAGUGUCAUUACUAUCAGAAUAUAUAAAUAAUUAUUAAACGGAUUUCAUGUACUGUAUUUAGGUUAAACGGUGUUUAAUGCACAAAAUAGAUUAGAUAAUAAACACUAAACUGGAAUUAUGCUAGCUUCACAUGACGUCAAUGGUUGCGGCGUCUAAAUGUGACAAAAGAAUUUGGCGUAAUAAUCAAAGACAUGAUCAAUUUGAUUUGUUAUACCAGUACAGAAAGAAGUUAAUAUACAAAUAUAAAGUAAAAGCAUCAGUUUAAGUGACUAAGAUACAUACAAAAUACUUUUUAGUAUUUGACAGAUGUACAGAAAAAUAAAAUAAAUGCAUGUAGUAUACAUGUAGUAUACUUUCGAUGCAUACUUAUUCUUCUUGUUCUGUUUACUAUCAAACAUUUUGCUAUUACAAUUUGAUCAGUGUAUAAAAAUAGAUAUUGAGUUUGUAAAAUAAAGUUAAAACAUUCAUAUUUUUUAAAUGAAUUAAAGAAGUCAUUUUAUCGAUUUUGAAUUUUAUAUAUUAAUGUUACUUGUUACUUCAACAAUAAUAAUUAAUACGAGUAUAAGUGUUUUUCCCCUCAAAAUUAUUAAAUAAUGCUUUCGCCUUUAUCAGUUUCUCAUUUAAAUAAUGAUAGGUAGUCGUCGCUUCACUGUUUUAUCUUUCUUGUACAAGUUAAUUACUAAAAUACAUCUCCACGUUGGAAAUAUCCUUACAGAAGCAUCAUAAAAUCAUGAUGUAUUUGUAACUGUAAGAUCUACUUAUGAUCAUUUGUCGGCAAUAAUAUCUCAGAGUUCAAGCUCUGAUGAUUCUCCUUUAUAAGAUCAUGAGGAAUAUAUUGAAUGCUUAAAACAUUGAAAUACUUCGUGUGAUAGUAAACAUAAAUAUAUGCUUUGCUUAAAAAUUCAAACAUACACAGUUCGUUAUUAUUAUUGUUCUCUUAUUGUGUAAACUAAAUGUAUGUUACCUUCUCUAAAAUAAGUAUAUUUGUUGCUUUUUGUAGUUGUUUUAUCAAAUAUAAUUAAACUUCCAUGAUAUAGCUGUCGCACAGAAGUAAAAGUAUGCGUUUGUAAAUAUGUUCAUUAUUUGAUGAUUUACAAGUUUGCCAUUAUUUUGUACCUCAUUACAGUAAUCAACUCCUUGUUUUUUCUUGUACUAGGUGUGGCAAACUUUUGCAAAUAAUCAUCGUUUCUCAUAUCAAAGUAAUUCCUUACAGAAAAGAGAAAGCGAAAUUCCUUAACGCCCAAAACGACACAAUUGAAAAUAUUGCAGUCUAAGUUUGAUUAGGCCUGUUCAUGGACAGUUCUGGAAAGUGCAAGUUACCAUCCACGCCCCCUAGCCCCAGCUUAAGCAGAUUCAACAUUUAACAUGAACUGGUAAAAUUUUGAAUUUUGAUGUUACACGUUAGUGCCAGUCCAUGAGAAGCUCCGCAAGAAAAAUACUUGUGCUUAGUUAAACUUUGAAAUUUUAACAAUUAAUAAUGAUAAUUAUUUUAAAUUUGGCUCACACAGUAUAGUGCAUCUUUUUCUAACAAAUUACUGUCAUACAACGUUAUAAAAAUAUAAAUAACUUCUGUAAUUAACUAUUGUAACAGACAGUUAAAUUUGUUUGCAUACGUGGAUAUAGUUUUUAUGAUUCUUAACACAAAGCUAUGAUAUUUAUUUCUAAAUAUAUAUAUAUAACUUACAUACCGAUGUCAAACCUAUUAAAGAAAUUUAGCUUAUAUGUGCUUAUAUAUUUAUGUAUAUCAUUAAAUUGUUUUCUUGUCAUUGUCAAUCGUUUUGUGCUUUAUUAUAAUAAUUUUACUAUAAUUAAUAUUCUCAUGAUAGCUGUAACUUUAAUUUGUCAUCACGUUUUUAUUUUCACUGUUCAUAUA
Messenger RNA from Ruditapes philippinarum (Manila clam), 4020 nucleotides. Its product is annotated as adrenocorticotropic hormone receptor-like. Gene Ontology annotation, biological process: G protein-coupled receptor signaling pathway. Lineage: Eukaryota; Metazoa; Mollusca; Bivalvia; Venerida; Veneridae. The record is from RefSeq and is a predicted model, not a curated record. The transcript is spliced from 2 exons. Gene Ontology annotation, cellular component: membrane. Gene Ontology annotation, molecular function: G protein-coupled receptor activity. The coding region runs from base 384 to 1460 and encodes 358 amino acids.